Messenger RNA from Cynoglossus semilaevis (tongue sole), 2325 nucleotides. RefSeq names its product FTO alpha-ketoglutarate dependent dioxygenase (gene fto). Gene Ontology annotation, molecular function: mRNA N6-methyladenosine dioxygenase activity; ferrous iron binding; broad specificity oxidative DNA demethylase activity. Gene Ontology annotation, biological process: RNA repair; regulation of multicellular organism growth; DNA alkylation repair. NCBI's taxonomy places the organism in Eukaryota, Metazoa, Chordata, Actinopteri, Pleuronectiformes, Cynoglossidae. The record is from RefSeq and is a predicted model, not a curated record. The transcript has 9 exons. Bases 48 to 1829 code for a protein of 593 amino acids.
CCUGCCGCUCCACAAACGGGAGUCAGUGUAAACACAACUCCGGGAACAUGAAAAGAUCGGGUGACAGUGAGGGGGAGAAGAGAAGAAAGAGGCGGAAGUUACUGCAGGAAUUGGGAGACCAGAAGAUCCCGUUUUUAGGACCUUCAGACCGAGGCUUUCAGCAACUGUGGGACUCUAGUUACUCUGGCCUUGUACUGAGGAGAUCCUGCUCGCUGCCUGCUGAGCUCCAUGACCAGGUGCAGGCAGCGCUGCUCACUCUGAGAAAUAAGGGCUGUCUCCUGAGGGACCUUGUCCGUGUUCGAGACCGAGAUGUAUUCACCGCCGUGUCACGUGUUCUGCUGGGUGAGCCAGGCCACACUUACCGUUACCUGGACACCAGGCUCUUUGCCAUCCCCUGGCACAGUGAGGACUCAGCGGUUAAAGGUGUCAACUGUUGUGACCCCGACUUAAGAGCUGCUUGCAGGGCAUUGUGGGAGCUGAAUACCUUUUUCUGCUCUGAUGUGUCUGGACUAGAGGAAGGGGACAGGUUAACUCAGUGCGUGAAGGUGGAGGUAGAGACCAGACAGGGUAAAGAGGGGGACACAGAGUCCAAACACAGUGAAGACUCAAAAAACAGUGAAGGAGGUGAUUCGGAGUCCAGAAAAAGUGAGGAGGGGGACACUGAGUCCAAGCACAGCGAGGAGUGGGACAUUGAUUCCAAACACAGUGAAGAAGGUUGUCCUGGCUCUUCUCAGGAAGGAGACUGGGAGACGGAGUCCAAACACAGCAGUGAAGAGGGAGAGUGCUCCCAGGUCAAACCAAGUGAAGGUGCUAUUUUAGGUCAGAGUGAAGGGAAGUGUCCUGGCUGGACGUCUAAGCCAGUCAGCAGCACAGAGACUGAAACUGUGGCACUGGGGGCUCAUGGGAAACCUCCUGGGGUCCAGCUACAGUGCGGCAGCCUGACAGGUGACCACAUUGAUGACAAAGAUGAUACGGGAAAUGUGCAGGGCUGUUCCCAGCCCAGUCCACCGCAGGUAUGCACGGGUGUGGUCAAGUUCAAUGUCACCCUACUCAACUACAUGGACCCGACAGCUAUGAGCCAACUGAAAGAGGAGCCAUAUUAUGGUAUGGGGAAAAUGGCAGUGGGAUGGCACCAUGAUGAAAACCUGAUCACUCAUUCGCCCGUGGCUGUUUAUAGCUAUAGCUGUAAUGACGACAAAGGUGACAGUGGUGAGGGCAGCAGCAGCAGUCAGAAGACCUGCUGGAGGGUUGGACUGAAGGUCGCCUGGGACAUCCACACACCUGGUCUGAUGCUGCCGCUGGAGUCUGGAGACUGCUAUUACAUGAAAGAUGACCUGAACACUACCCAUCAGCACUGUGUCCUAACUGGAGACAACACACGCUUCAGUUCUACACACAGAAUGGCUGAGUGUUCAAGUGGAACCCUGACUUACAUCCAGUCCCGCUGCCAAGAGGCUCUGUCAAACCUGCACCCCGACCCAGAGACGGGCUCGUACAGUCUGCUCGCCCUACUGCCAACAACUCUGCAGCACUGUGAGGAGAUCCACAAUGAGGUGGAGUUCGAGUGGCUGCGGCAGUACUGGUUUCAGGGCCAACGCUACGCCCGCUUCUGCAGCUGGUGGACCAAACCGAUGGAGCAACUAGAGAAAGACUGGAGGCUCAUGGAGACAAUGACCAUGCUGUUCCUGAAAACGGUGGAGGAAGGCAGAGCAGCAGAGGGACGCAGAGAGAUGGCGGAAACUCUGCUGUCUGCACUGACAGACAGACACCAGCAGAGGCAGACCUGGAGAGACAGGUGUGGAGUUGCUGUUGUCUCUCCUCCGGCAUGAAUGUGAAUUGCAGAGAAAAAGCAAAUGGUAAGAAUUUGAGAUUAUUAGUAUUAUUAGUAUUACCUGUCCAUCCAAAAAAUGUUCUACCCAUAGUGUCUUUCAAUAAAGAUAGUCACUUUUUUUCCCAUUGCUUACUUUAAGUUGUAAUAACUAGAUAAAAGAUCUUUAAAAUGACCUGUAGUGACCUGUAGGACACAGCUGAUUCUUUCUUUCUUUCUUUCUUUCUUUCUUUCUUUCUUUCUUUCUUUCUUUCUUUCUUUCUUUCUUUCUUUCUUUCUUUCUUUCCCUCUCUUCAUCAGGACAAGGGGAGCAGAUUGUGGGUCCAAGCCAUGGCUUGUGUUGGCAGGGUUGUGGGGUGUCAGAUGGGCUUUUGUCCCGUCAGGGGGGGACAGACUGGUAGCCUGGCGGGAAGGCCCUGUUGAGGAAUCAGGCUGAGCCAGGCCUUACAUCAACACACACACACACACACACACACUGGAAUAGGAUUGAUAAGGAA